CGGAGGAAAACAAGGGGGGCUGGCUGCUUUUCUCUCUUCUUCUUCUCCUUCUUUCUCCUUCUUCCAAGUCUUUUCUUUCGCGGAAGAACGACACUUUUUUUGGGUGGGAAACCCUUCCGCGCGUGCUUCAUCCUCUCAUGCCGCGGCGCGGUGUCUGGCAGCGGGUGGAUUUUUUACGCUGUUGAGGGGAAAAAAGCUUUUUGCGCACCCCCAGGAUUCACCUCCUCCUCCUCCUCCUGCUGCUGCUGCUGCUCCUCCUGCUCCUCUCCCCGUUUCCCCCAUUUUCUUCGCAUCCUUCUCUCCAAGGUGGGAUGAAUUUGGACAGAGUCGCAGAGGCGGCGAGAGCACCGGCGGCGGCGGCGGCGGUGGCAGUGGCCCGCGACGCCGCCCCCGCGUUUCACUUACCGAGAACUUCCAACAGCAGUCGGGAAACUUUAGAGAACUCCAGCAGCGAGUCCUCGGACACGGAGCUGGCAGAAAAGGAGCGGAGCGCGGAGCACCGGAGCGAUGACGGGAACGCGGACGACCCCAAGAAGAAGAAGCAGCGGCGGCAGCGGACUCACUUCACCAGCCAGCAGCUGCAGGAGCUGGAGGCCACGUUCCAGAGGAACCGCUACCCGGACAUGAGCACCAGGGAGGAGAUCGCCGUGUGGACCAACCUGACCGAGGCCAGAGUCCGGGUGUGGUUCAAGAACCGUCGCGCCAAGUGGAGGAAGCGCGAGCGCAACCAGCAGAUGGACCUGUGCAAGAACAGCUACCUGCCGCAGUUCAGCGGGCUGAUGCAGCCGUACGAGGACAUGUACCCGGCCUACACCUACAACAACUGGACCAACAAGGGGCUCGCGCCCGCGCCGCUGUCCACCAAGAACUUCACCUUCUUCAACUCCAUGAGCCCGCUCACCUCGCAGUCCAUGUUCUCCGCGCCCAACUCCAUCUCCUCCAUGACCAUGGCGUCCGGCAUGGGCCACUCCGCGGUGCCGGGCAUGGCCGCGCCGGGCCUCAACAACAUCAGCAACCUGAACGGGAUCGGCACGUCCGGCAUCAACUCGGCCAUGUCGCCGUCCGCGUGCCCGUACGGACCCCCCGGGUCUCCGUACAGCGUUUACCGGGACACGUGCAACUCCAGCCUGGCCACGCUCAGACUCAAGUCCAAACAGCACCCCACGUUCGGCUACAGCAGCCUGCAGAGCCCCGGCGCGAGCCUCAACGCCUGCCAGUACAACAGCUGACGGGAAACGGCGCGAGGCCCCCCCCCCCCCCCAAAAUAAUUAAUAAUUAAGAAAAAUAUAUGUGACGAAACGGACACGGUGUCAGAGCUUAAAGGCGACCUGCGGAUUGGUUGAGAGGGAGGAGGGAGGGGGGGGGGGGAUCAGAGACAACUAAACUGGAUUAGUUGCAAUCAUUUUUUUCCAAAAAGAAAAAGAAACAAAAAAAAGAGGAUUAUGCGGGUUUGAUGUUGUUUACCAAUGAACUUGCACAGCAGUUGAAAUGUCCAGGAUUAGUUUUUUUUUUAAAAUGAUGAUGAUGAUGAAGACGUGUUACAUUGCUGCAUUGUACAUAUAUAAAUGUAAAUAUAUACAGGCUUAACAUAUGAAACAGACGAUGGGAUUUUCUUUUUUGUGUGUGUGCGCUUGCUUGCUUUUGGAGAGACAAAGAGGAGGGGAGGAGGGAGGGAGGGAGGGGGUCUUGACCAAAAUUUGGAUUUGCAAAAACAAUAACAAGUAAAUAAAGUGUGGAGCAUAUCACGAAUCGAGACGAGAGAAAAGAGACCACGCCCAUAUUGUACAUAUUUUAUACCGCUUCUGUGUGCUUGCCAUGUGCCGCCUCCCCGCUCCGUUACUGUAUACUUUCACAUGUUUUUUUGUUUGUUUUCUUCUCAUUUUGUUUUGCUGAAAUAGGUUAUAAAAAAAAUGAUAUAAAAAUAAGAAAAAACCCCACCCCCGCAUGUUUAAACUUGAGUGCAACGUGUUUUGUACCACAAUGUAAAACUUUGCAGAAGUAAAAAAAAUUCAUUCGCCUAAAAAACUGUUGUCAAGAGAAAAAAAAGAAGGUGAUUCCAAGUCCUCGUGUGUUUAUGGUAACAUGUUUAUUUGAAUAAACUCCAGGAAAAGAGA
Molecule: messenger RNA, 2114 nt
Organism: Pseudoliparis swirei
Lineage: Eukaryota; Metazoa; Chordata; Actinopteri; Perciformes; Liparidae
Gene: pitx1
Product: paired-like homeodomain 1
Exons: 3
Coding region: 312-1229 (305 amino acids)
Biological process (GO): regulation of transcription by RNA polymerase II; anatomical structure morphogenesis
Cellular component (GO): nucleus
Molecular function (GO): RNA polymerase II cis-regulatory region sequence-specific DNA binding; DNA-binding transcription factor activity, RNA polymerase II-specific
Source: RefSeq, a predicted model, not a curated record